Molecule: messenger RNA, 8751 nt
Organism: Gambusia affinis (western mosquitofish)
Lineage: Eukaryota; Metazoa; Chordata; Actinopteri; Cyprinodontiformes; Poeciliidae
Gene: hectd1
Product: HECT domain containing 1
Exons: 44
Coding region: 405-8096 (2563 amino acids)
Biological process (GO): anatomical structure development; proteasome-mediated ubiquitin-dependent protein catabolic process; protein K63-linked ubiquitination
Cellular component (GO): nuclear speck
Molecular function (GO): ubiquitin protein ligase activity; protein binding; metal ion binding
Source: RefSeq, a predicted model, not a curated record
AUUUAACUCGGCUCUUGCGUUCAGUCGGGUCAGCUAAGCGCACCCUGUCACUCUGUUUUGUGACCCGCUGAAUAGAGAUGGGAGCUUCUUAAUUUCACCCCUGACAUCGGUGAUUAUAACGGAUCCGAAUAUCAUUGUCUGUGUGGAAUAGGUUGAUAUUCACAAGACUGGGUGUCGCUUCUUUUGACGAAGAAAAACUUCGCCCCAAAGCUGAUAAGGAGCUUGGGCCCGUGUCGCUUAUGAGAACCUGUUCCAUAAAGCUCAUUUAGACAAAGGAAGCACCUAAACACAUGUUCCAGUCUCCUUCCAUUCAGUUGAUUGAAUGAGUAACAAUCACACCUGAGAGCUGUGAUUGGGCACUGAGCCGGACAGGGCAGCCAACAAGGGGAGUCAGGCUAGCCAUCAUGGCGGAUGUGGACCCAGACACCUUGCUGGAGUGGCUGCAGAUGGGUCAGGGCGAUGAGCGGGACAUGCAGCUCAUCGCCCUGGAACAGCUGUGCAUGCUGCUGCUGAUGUCAGACAACGUGGACCGCUGCUUCGAGACCUGUCCUCCUCGGACGUUCCUACCAGCACUCUGUAAGAUCUUCCUGGACGAGAGCGCGCCAGACAACGUGCUGGAGGUGACGGCCCGCGCCAUCACCUACUACCUGGACGUGUCGGCAGAGUGUACCCGAAGGAUCGUGGGCGUGGAUGGAGCCAUCAAGGCUCUAUGUAACCGCCUGGUGGUGGUCGAACUCAACAACAGGACCAGCAGAGACCUGGCGGAGCAGUGUGUGAAGGUGUUGGAGUUGAUCUGUACCAGAGAGUCUGGCGCUGUCUUUGAGGCCGGCGGUCUGAACUGUGUUCUCAGCUUCAUCAGAGACAGCGGCCACCUGGUCCACAAGGACACCCUCCACUCCGCCAUGGCUGUGGUGUCCCGCCUGUGCAGCAAGAUGGAGCCUCAAGACUCCUCUCUGGAGACUUGCGUUGAGUCCUUGUCCAGCCUCCUCAAACACGAGGACCACCAGGUUUCAGAUGGCGCUCUGCGCUGCUUCGCCUCGCUGGCUGAUCGGUUCACUCGAAGAGGAGUGGACCCGGCUCCUUUAGCUAAACAUGGCUUGACGGAGGAGCUGCUGUCCCGUAUGGCGGCCGCAGGUGGCACCGUGUCGGGCUCUUCCUCAUCCUGUAAAUCAGGUCGGCCGUCCACAGGCGCAACCCCCUCGGCCGCCGAUUCCAAACUGAGCAACCAAGUGUCGACCAUCGUCAGCCUGCUGUCCACACUAUGUAGAGGCUCUCCGCUGGUCACACAUGACUUACUGCGGUCGGCUCUGCCUGACUCAAUGGAGUCUGCGCUGGGAGGAGAUGAGAGGUGUGUGCUCGAUACCAUGCGGCUGGUGGAUCUCCUGCUGGUGCUCCUGUUUGAGGGACGGAAGGCGUUGCCAAAGUCCACAGCAGGAUCAGCGGGCCGGAUCCCUGGACUGCGACGUCUGGACAGCUCUGGAGAACGAUCCCACCGACAGCUCAUCGACUGUAUCCGCAGCAAGGACACUGACGCUCUGAUCGAUGCCAUCGAUACGGGAGCUUUUGAGGUCAACUUCAUGGACGAUGUUGGACAGACGCUCCUCAACUGGGCUUCAGCUUUCGGCACACAGGAAAUGGUGGAGUUUUUAUGUGAGAGGGGUGCUGACGUCAACAGAGGUCAAAGGUCAUCCUCGUUACACUAUGCUGCGUGCUUCGGACGGCCACAAGUAGCCAAGACUUUGCUGCGUCACGGAGCCAACCCAGACCUGAGGGAUGAGGAUGGAAAGACCCCCCUGGACAAAGCCAGAGAGAGGGGACACAGUGAAGUGGUGGCUAUACUGCAGUCACCUGGGGACUGGAUGUGUCCGAUGAACAAGGCUGAUGACAAGAGGAAGAAGGAUGCAAGUAAGGAGGAAGAGGAGAGCACUGAACCCAAAGGAGAUCCAGAAAUGGCUCCCUACUACCUUAAGAGACUUCUGCCUGUUUUUGCACAAACCUUUCAGCAAACCAUGCUGCCUUCUAUUAGGAAAGCAAGUCUGGCUCUGAUCCGAAAGAUGGUUCACUACAGCAGUGAAGUUCUGCUGAGGGAGGUGUGUGAGAGCGAGACGGGACACAACCUGCCCACAGUCCUGGUGGAGAUCACUGCCACUGUCCUCGACCAGGAGGACGACGACGACGGCCACCUCCUGGCUCUGCAGAUCAUCAGGGAUCUUGUGGAUAAAGGUGGAGAUGUUUUUCUCGACCAACUUGCUCGACUGGGGGUCAUCAACAAGGUGUCCACUCUGGCUGGACCUGCAUCUGAUGAUGAGAAUGAAGACGAAACGAAGCCUGAGAAGGAGGACGAGGUUCAGGAAGACGCUAAGGAAGUCCAGCAGGGGAAGCCGUACCACUGGAGGGACUGGUCAAUCAUUCGAGGCAGAGACUGUCUCUACAUAUGGUCGGAUGCUGCUGCCCUGGAGCUCUCUAAUGGUUCCAAUGGCUGGUUCCGAUUCAUCUUGGACGGGAAACUUGCCACCAUGUACUCUAGUGGGAGUCCGGAGGGGGGUUCUGACAGCUCAGAGUCUCGCAGCGAGUUCCUGGAGAAGCUGCAGCGGGCGAGGAGCCAGGUGAAACCCGUAACAGCCAGUCAGCCCAUCCUGUCCGUCGUCGGCCCCACAAAGCUGACGGUUGGGAACUGGUCCCUGACCUGCCUAAAAGAUGGAGAGAUCGCCAUCCAUAACUCUGAUGGACAGCAGGCCACCAUCUUGAAGGAGGACCUACCGGGCUUCGUGUUCGAGUCCAACAGAGGAACCAAACAUUCAUUCACUGCAGAGACGUCACUGGGCUCAGAGUUUGUUACUGGCUGGACGGGGAAGCGGGGCAGGAAGCUCAAGUCCAAACUGGAGAAGACGAAGCAGAAGGUGAAGAGCAUGGCCAGGGAGCUGUACGACGACCACUUCAAAGCUGUGGAGAGCAUGCCCAGAGGGGUGGUGGUCACUCUGAGGAACAUCGCCACGCAGCUGGAGUCGGCGUGGGAGCUGCACAUUAACAGACAUUGUCUUGAAGGAGAGAACACGUGGAGGGACUUGAUGAAAACUGCUUUGGAGAACCUGAUUGUGGUCCUGAAGGAUGAAAACACCAUUUCUCCAUAUGAAAUGUGUAGCAGUGGCCUCGUCCAGGCUCUGUUCACUGUCCUCAGUAAUACUGCAGAGCCGGACAUGAAACAUGAUUGUAAGCCUUUAAUGGAGAGAAUCAAUGUGUUUAAGGCGGCUUUCAGCGAGAACGAGGAUAACGAAAGCCGACCAGCUGUUGCCUUAAUCAGAAAGCUGAUAGCUGUGCUGGAGUCCAUUGAGCGUCUACCUCUGUACCUGUAUGACUCUCCAGGGUCCUCUUACAACCUGCAGAUCUUGACGAGGCGGUUGAGGUUCCGUCUGGAACGCGCGCCGGGUGAGACGGCUCUGAUCGACCGCACGGGUCGCAUGCUGAAGAUGGAGCCACUCGCCACCGUGGAGUCUCUGGAGCAAUACCUCCUAAAGAUGGUGGCGAAGCAGUGGUACGACUUUGAGCGCUCGUCGUUUGUCUUCGUCAGGAAGCUGAGGGAAGGCCAGACCUUCACUUUCAGACAUCAGCACGACUUUGAUGAGAAUGGCAUCAUCUACUGGGUCGGAACCAACGCAAAGACGGCGUAUGAAUGGGUGAACCCUGCGGCUUACGGCCUGGUAGUGGUGACGUCCUCAGAGGGCCGUAACCUUCCUUACGGCCGGCUGGAGGACAUCCUGAGUCGGGACAGCUCUGCUCUCAACUGCCACACUAACGACGACAAGAACGCCUGGUUUGCUAUUGACCUGGGCCUGUGGGUCAUUCCAUCGGCGUACACUCUGAGGCACGCCAGGGGUUAUGGGCGCUCGGCACUGCGAAACUGGGUCUUUCAGGUCUCAAAAGAUGGUCAGAACUGGUCCACUUUAUACACGCACAUAGACGACGGCAGCCUCAACGAACCAGGGUCAACGGCCACCUGGCCUCUGGACCCGUCCAAAGACGAGAAGCAGGGUUGGAGGCACAUAAGGAUCAAACAAAUGGGGAAGAAUGCCAGUGGUCAGACACACUACUUGUCUCUGUCUGGGCUGGAGCUGUAUGGCACAGUCACAGCGGUCUGUGAGGACCAGCUAGGUAAAGCUGUGAAGGAGGCAGAGGCAAACCUCCGUCGCCAGCGCAGAAUUUUCCGCUCUCAGGUAAUGAAGUACAUCGUCCCAGGAGCGCGAGUCGUUCGUGGUAUAGACUGGAAGUGGCGGGAGCAGGACGGAAAUCCGCCAGGAGAGGGCACUGUCACGGGAGAGGCUCACAAUGGCUGGAUUGAUGUAACCUGGGAUGCUAGCGGAUGCUCUAACUCUUACCGUAUGGGCGCUGAAGGGAAGUUUGACCUCAAGCUUGCUCCAGGGUAUGACCCUGAGUCGGCUGCCACAGCGCCAACACCCAAACCUGUCUCAUCCACUGUUUCAGGUCCCGCCUCAUCCACGGUGGGACCCUCUGUGACACCAACAGCUGUUGGCGGAACCACCACCACGUUGGCGUCGUUGUCGUCAACCUCGUCGUCUUCCCAGCAGCCCUCCUGGAGCACCCUGGUGAAAAAUAACUGUCCUGACAAAAGCGGGGCCAGUUCCUCCAGCAGGAAGGGCAGCAGCAGCUCCGUCUGCAGCGUGGCCUCGUCCUCUGACAUCAGCCUCAGCUCUUCCGGCGGCGGGGCCCUGCAGCUGGAGAGGAGAGCGGAGGGCCUGCUGCUGGACCAAGGCGCGGGGCCCGGAGGCCUGGGCUGUGACGGCCACCAACAGGAGGCCAUCGUGGUUUUGUCCUCCGCCCCAGAGGCCGGAUGCGGGUCGGGGUCCAGCUCCGGCACGCUCACCGCCGACACGUCUGUGACUGGAGACGAGCACCACUCGCCCACCGCGGCCGCAGCCGGCACCGACCCGGCCACAGCCAUCUCCAUGGGUCUGGUGAGCGUGAGCUCCCCCGACGUCAGCUCUGUGUCCGAGUCGUCCAGCAAAGACACGCACUCUCAGAGGCCGCUGUGCUCCGCCGCCAACACGCGGCUGUCGGUCAGUUCCCUGCUGGCCGCCGGGGCCCCAAUGAGUUCCAGCGCCAGCGUCCCCAAUCUGUCGUCGCGGGAGGCCAGCCUCAUGGAGUCCUUCGUCCGCCGCGCACCCAACAUGUCCCGCACCAACGCCACCAACAACAUGAAUCUGAGUCGCAGCAGCAGCGACAACAACACAAACACCCUGGGCCGCAACGUCAUGAGCGCCGCAACUUCUCCUCUCAUGGGUGCUCAGAGCUUUCCUAACCUCACCACCACUGGCACCACCUCCACAGUUACCAUGUCAACUUCCAUAGUAACCAGUGGCAAUAAUGUAGCCACAGCCACAACGGGGCUUUCAGUUGGCCAGUUGCUAAGUAACACUCUGACAACAAGCCUGACAUCCACAUCCAGUGAGAGUGACACAGGACAGGAAGCUGAGUUCUCCCUCUAUGACUUCCUGGACAGUUGCCGUGCCAACACGCUGCUGGCAGAGCUGGACGAUGAGGAGGACCUUCCCGAGCCCGACGAUGAUGACGACGAAAACGAAGAUGACAAUCAGGAGGACCAGGAGUAUGAGGAGGUCCUGGAGGAGGAAGAGUAUGAGACGAAAGGAGGACGCAGGAGAACGUGGGACGACGAUUUUGUCCUCAAAAGGCAGUUUUCUGCUUUGGUCCCUGCAUUUGACCCCCGACCUGGAAGAACUAAUGUCCAACAAACCACCGACUUGGAGAUCCCCUCUCCUGGAACGCCUCGGUCAGAGGCCCGGGAGGAGGUGGAGUGUGCUCCUUCUCCUCACCUCGCUCUGACUCUAAAGGUUCCUGGUCUUGGUACAACUAGAGAGGUUGAGCUUCCUCUGUCCAGCUACAGGUUGACCAUCUUCUACUACGUGCAGCGGCUUCUGCAGCUCUCCUGCAACGGCUCUGUGAAGACAGAUAAGCUGCGGCGCAUCUGGGAGCCCACCUACACGAUAAUGUACCGGGAGCUGAAAGACUCUGAUAAAGAGAAGGACAGUGGGAAGACGGAGUUCUUGGACCAGAGCACUGGGGUCGGGGGUCGCUGCGGGGUGCUCAGUCCGAGCUCACUGUCAGUCAGUCAGAGCAGUGAGAUCCUGGGCUGGGUCAGGGAGGCAGCACAGGCCAAGGCUGGCUGCAGCCAGAACGCAUGCGGCAUGGAGGACGUCCUGCAGCUGCUGCGCAUCCUCUACAUCAUCGGGAGCGACUCGGUCUCCAACCCGCGCACACUGCAGGAAGAUGUUGAGGAGCUGCAGUUCAACGCAUCACCAGAGGAGUUCACCAGCAAGAAGAUCACCACCAAGAUCCUCCAGCAGAUUGAGGAGCCUCUGGCUGUGGCCAGCGGAGCGCUGCCUGACUGGUGUGAACAGCUCACGUCCAAAUGUCCCUUCCUCAUCCCCUUUGAGACCAGACAGCUGUACUUCACCUGCACCGCUUUUGGAGCGUCCAGGGCCAUCGUGUGGCUCCAGAACCGGCGUGAGGCGACCAUGGAGCGAUCGCGGCCGUCCACCACUGUGCGGCGGGAUGACCCUGGAGAGUUCAGGGUGGGCCGGCUCAAACACGAGAGGGUCAAAGUUCCCAGAGGAGAAGCCAUGAUGGAGUGGGCGGAGUCAGUCAUGCAGAUUCACGCAGACAGGAAGUCCGUGCUGGAGGUGGAGUUCCAAGGUGAAGAGGGAACCGGUCUGGGUCCCACCCUGGAGUUCUACGCUCUGGUGGCUGCAGAGUUCCAGAGAACGUCUCUGGGUAUCUGGCUGUGUGACGACGAUUUCCCUGACGACGAGUCCCGACAGGUGGACCUGGGAGGCGGUCUGAAGCCGCCCGGUUUCUACGUGCAGCGCUCCUGCGGCCUGUUUCCCGCUCCGUUCCCGCAGGACAGCGAGGAGCUGGAGCGCAUCACCAAGCUCUUCCACUUCCUGGGAAUUUUUCUGGCCAAGUGCAUCCAGGACAACCGGCUGGUGGACCUGCCUGUGUCCCAGCCCUUCUUCAAGCUGCUCUGCAUGGGCGACAUCAAGUCCAAUAUGAGCAAGCUGCUGUACCAGUCGCGCGGCUCGCCGCCGGGCCACGGCCCCGAGCGUGCCCACCUGCAGGCGCUGCUGUCCGAGGUGCAUUCGGAGGCGUCCACUGAGGAGAGCCAAGAGACGUACUCGGUGGGCAGCUUCGACGAAGACUCCAAGUCCGAGUUCAUCAUGGACCCACCCAAACGGAAGCCUCCCGCCUGGUACCACGGCAUCCUGACCUGGGAUGACUUCCAGCUGGUCAACCCACACAGAGCAACCUUCCUAAAAGAAGUGAAAGAGCUGGCUGUGAAGAGGAGGCAGAUCCUGGGCAGCAAGAGUCUGUCUGAGGAUGAGAAGAACACCAGACUGCAGGACCUGAUGCUGAGGAACCCCAUGGGCUCCGGACCCCCACUCAGCAUCGAGGACCUCGGGUUAAACUUUCAAUUCUGUCCAUCAUCAAAGGUUCAUGGCUUCUCUGCAGUAGACCUGAAAUCAAACGGAGAUGACGAGAUGGUGACUGUGGAGAAUGCAGAGGAGUAUGUGGAGCUGAUGUUUGAUUUCUGUAUGCACACUGGCAUCCAGAAACAGAUGGAGGCCUUCAAAGAGGGAUUUAAUCAGGUGUUCCCCAUGGAGAAGCUGAGCUCCUUUAGCCACAAGGAAGUGCAGAUGGUUCUCUGUGGUAACCAGUCUCCUUCCUGGAAUGCUGAUGACAUCAUCAACUACACCGAACCAAAGCUUGGUUACACCAGAGACAGUCCUGGCUUUCAGCGCUUUGUCAGGGUUUUAUGUGGAAUGUCAUCUGAUGAGAGGAAAGCUUUCCUGCAGUUCACCACCGGCUGCUCCACGCUGCCCCCUGGUGGCCUGGCCAACCUUCACCCACGCCUCACCGUAGUCAGAAAGGUGGAUGCAACAGACUCCAGCUAUCCAUCGGUAAACACUUGUGUUCACUACCUGAAGCUCCCAGAGUAUUCAUCUGAAGACAUCAUGAGGGAGCGUUUGUUAGCUGCCACUAUGGAAAAGGGCUUUCACCUGAACUGACCUCCGAGCGUCGCCACGGUUACACUGAGCAUGCGCCCAAACCAUCUGUCCGUGUUGCCAGAACAUCCAGCCGCAUGAGUGACAGACACACAGAGGCUCGCAGCACAGGAUUCUGACUGAACAUCUCCAACCCACACCUUUCACGCUUCCCUACUGACAACCACGUCAGCAUCCAGGGCCAAGGCUGCAGGCUGGUGUGUGUGAGAGUGUGUGUGUGUGUGUUUGCGUUCGCACACAGGUCCCCUCCUCUCGUCCAUUCAGUUCAGUGCCUGGUUCCACUUAGUUUUCAUUUCCUUCAUUAGAGGUUCAGGCUCAUUUCUCGUUUUCAUCCUUUUAGUUUUUCUUCCUUUCCAUUCAGCUUGCGUGUGUGUGUGUGUGUGUGCGUGUGUGAGCAUCAGUUUGGUUUGUUUCAGACCUGAUGAUAAGGUCAGAGUUCAGUUUUUGGUGUUUCCUCUCUGAUUAAGCUAAAGAGAAAAAAAAAACACUGAUUGUGUUUGAUGCACAUUUAAAAAACUCUGCUCCCUGUAUUUUCUUUGUAUAUUGUAAACAUUUAUUUAACUGAAGUACUGAAGUUGCAGUUUCAGGUAAACAAAUAUUUUCAAAUGUGUAUGCUCCAAAAGAUAAUCAAUAAAUUGUUUGCAAAGUAUGAAGUAAA